This is a messenger RNA of Salarias fasciatus (jewelled blenny), 2471 nucleotides long. Its product is annotated as rab5 GDP/GTP exchange factor-like. Bases 376 to 1788 code for a protein of 470 amino acids. The record is from RefSeq and is a predicted model, not a curated record. The transcript has 9 exons. Lineage: Eukaryota; Metazoa; Chordata; Actinopteri; Blenniiformes; Blenniidae. Gene Ontology annotation, molecular function: guanyl-nucleotide exchange factor activity; DNA binding; zinc ion binding. Gene Ontology annotation, biological process: vesicle-mediated transport. Gene Ontology annotation, cellular component: cytosol; endocytic vesicle.
CGGUUACACCGGUUCUUUAGCGGUCAGUGUUCCGUCUGUAUUUAAUGUCACCAGCGAAUGUUUCUGCUGUAAACUCUAUUUUCUUGUCCUUAUUCGACACUUCUGUCGCUGGGGUUUGUUGUCUUUUAAUCUACGGUUAUCAUUGUAAAGAUGACGAAUAGUUGAAGACUUAUCAAAGACCUCCGAGAAAAGACAGACCAACUCUCUCCGUUAAAAAAAAGAAGCAGCUAAUCCAUGUUAUGACUCAAGUAACAUUUCAGAGAGGAGCACCACUUUCCUGAGGACUCUCAAGAUCUACAAGCUUUACUGUAAUGCAUUGCGACUGAAAAAUCAGCAUUGUGUCUCAGUCAGUUGGACUUAUAUGAGAGCUGUACAAUGUGGGCAAACAAGCAAAGAAGAAUUCGGGUUUCUCAGGAGGAGCUGCUUUGUAAGAACGCCUGUGGGUAUUAUGGAAACCCGGUGUGGCAAGGCUACUGCUCCAAGUGCUGGAGGGAGAAGGCACGUACAGCUGAAGCCCCGAGACAAGAUGCAAGACCGAGCAAUGAUGGGACGCCUCCCACGUUCUCUAAAUUUGAGGAGAAGAAAAGCAUUGAGAAAGGCCGUCGCAUCAAUACCAUGAGGAGACUCUUCUGGGGGACGUCAUCGCCUCCAAAACCUCUAGAGUCAUCAGAAAGCCAGAAAAAGAUGUUGAAUGCCUACCAGAGCCUGGAACCCGGGGACUUCACCGGUUUCCUGAAGAUUCUCCGGAGUUCUCCUUCCCAGCGCCUUCAGUCCCGCUGUACAGCUUUCCUCAACACAAUGGAAGCUUACCACGAUCUGCCGAUACAGAAGCAGUCCGACCUCGUGCAGGAUUUCUACCAGUCUUUUGCUGAAUAUUUUAUGAGUUUUCCUGAGGCCCAGGUCACUCACAUUAUGGAGCAUGUAGAGAAGCUGAUAAUGACUCGACUGCACAAGUGGGUUUUCUGCCAUGACAGCUGUGAUGAUGAACAAAAGGAUCUUGCUCUCCAAAGGAGGAUACGUUCCCUAAACUGGGUCACUCCUCAGAUGCUAAGUGUGCCUUUUCCUGACACAAACACUCCAGUCACGGGCGAUCCUUUUCUCCCUGCUAUUACAGCUAUUAUUGAAAUGGAUGCCAAACGAGCACCUCAGGACAAGCUUGCGUGCGUUUCCAAGUGCAGCCAGCAAAUCUUUGAAGCGCUCUCCCUGUCAAAUAAUGAGCCGGCAAAUGCUGACGACUUUUUAUCGAGUCUUGUUUAUGUCGUGCUGAAGGCCAACCCUCCCCGGCUGCACUCCAACAUGCAGUACGUGAUCCGUUUUGGCCUCCCACACAGCCUGAUGGCAGGAGAGAGCGGAUACUAUUUCACAAAUCUGUCGUGCGCGGUGGCGUUCAUCGAAAAGCUGGACGGACCGAAGCUCAACCUCAGCGCCGAGGAGUUUGAGGGCUACAUGCUGGGCCAGCGGGCUCCCUCCGCGUUGAAUCGCAGGCAGCAGGUCGCCAGCGACGCCAAGCAGCUGCUGGACGAGCUGACGGACAGGCAGGAGAGGCUGGACCAGGGCGUGGACGCCUUCAGCGCGCAGCUGCAGCGGUGGGUCCAGGCUGUCACUUCCAAGCUGGACGACGCAGGAGCUCAGCUGGUCCACGUGCAGAAGGAGAUCGGCGCGCAGGCUGCAGUCUCACAGAGCGCCUCAUCGUCCACCCAGGAUGAAUCGCCUCAAGAGGAUGAUGAAGAGCAGCCAGUGCUUGUGCUGAAUGCUCUACGCGAAGCCCCAGCGGAUACAGACUGUUAGCUAUAACCACAGAAAACCUUUGUCCAGUACUUGACUUUUGUAAUCAUCAGCACUAAUUUCUGUAAUGCAGGCUGCAGAAAGAAGAAGAAAAAGAAAAGAUUUCCAUUCCAAUGCCACAUUUGCACAUGCACAAAAAAAGAUUUAUAAGCCAGUUCAAGAUGAAGUAACCUUUCCUCAAGAUGGUAAACCCUGGUGUCACAGAGCGCAUGAGGGCGAUUCAGCUCAGAAUCAUUUGCACUUAUGUCCUCUUUGAGGAAGAAGGCCAUUAAACGCAACUUUCCAGUUUAUGUUGCCAGAUGUGUUUAGAAGGAACAGUUAAACACUCAGGGUACACAGCACUUCUGGUUAUGCUCCGACCACUUCAAGGGUGCUUAUUUCACACAUUUUAUUCUAAUGGUGUUUACCACUGUGCCUUCCAGUCGUGUGCUGUGAAAUGUUAAAAUGUCUUGGAGGAGAAAAAUUGUCAGCCACUGCAAGCCACUAGUAUUUAUGUAAAACAUGUUUUUUGUUUUUUUUUUAAAAGGUGUGAAAUUGGCUUCAGAAUCUGCUGCAAAAACAUGUAACAGUUUUUCAUCUAUUCGUGUGCAGGAGAAACUGCAAGCUGUUUACAACUAUUGGGCGAUUUGUGUAUAAAAAUCAAAGGGUAUUGUUAUGUGAUCAAUAAAUGUUUAUAAUAUAUUAAA